Molecule: messenger RNA, 390 nt
Organism: Psammomys obesus (fat sand rat)
Lineage: Eukaryota; Metazoa; Chordata; Mammalia; Rodentia; Muridae
Product: 60S ribosomal protein L23a-like
Exons: 3
Coding region: 1-390 (129 amino acids)
Biological process (GO): translation; ribosomal large subunit assembly
Cellular component (GO): ribosome; cytosolic large ribosomal subunit
Molecular function (GO): structural constituent of ribosome
Source: RefSeq, a predicted model, not a curated record
AUGCCAGAAGCUAAACCUGAUGUGGCUGAAACCGAAGAGGCCCUUUCCAAGAGUGUUGCAACGUUGAUGAAACCAAAGAACCUGGACAUGAGAGUGCUUUUACGUGCUGCUGUGUGCGCCUCCAGGGAUAAGGUCAACGACGCCGUCAUCAAGUUCUCCCUGACCACCGAGUCAGCCAUGAAGGAAGUAGAGGGCAACAACACACUUGUGUUCAUUGUGGAUGCCAACACCAACAAGCACCAGAUCAAACAGGCCAUGAAAAAACUCUAUGACAUUGGUGUGGCCAAGGUGAAUACCCUGACAAGGCCUGACAGAGAGAAGAAGGUGUAUGUUCAGUUGGCUCCUGAUUAUGAUGCUCUGGAUGGUGCCAGCAAGAUUGGGAUCAUCUAA